AUGCAGAAAAAGUUGCACAACCUGAAUCUGUCCACUCUAUCAACUGUGCUGUCUCACCCCACCCACAAGUCCCACUUCCACAAGUCCCACUCUAUGGAGGUGUUCUCUGAGCCUCUGGGCCUCGGCGGUCCAGACCAACACAAUGAAUACAACAGCCGCAAGAGCAGCUUCAGUGAUGACAAUGACGUCUGCUCCAGCUCCUCUGGUUCUCUGGGCCUGAGUCUGUAUGACUCUGUGGGGGAAGAGAACCUGAGACUGUCAGAGAAAGAUGCAGACUCGGACAGUCCUGACAGUGGUUUGUGUAUGGAGCUUCAAAGGCCUACCAAUUCAGAAACCAGCAGUCUGACCCAAUCAACUUAUUAUGUUUCAUGUCAGAGUGGUGGUUAUGAAGUGGACCUUUUUGUGGAUUCCCCAGACCAUGACCUUAUCUGUAUCAUAUGUAAAGGAGUUCUACGCUGCCCUGUGCGUGUGGCAUGUAACCAUGUCUUUUGCAAGAAGUGCAUUUUGCAGUGGAUGAGGAGACAGGAAACAUGUCCAUGCUGCAGGAAGCCUGUUAACCACCGGCUUAUGUUUGUUAUGUUCAAGCUCAGUAAAUCCAUUGGCCGUUUACCAAUCAAGUGCCGAAAUGAGCAGCAGGGCUGCACGGCCACCUUUCCUCUCUCAGAGCAGUACCUCCACAGCUCCACAUGCCCGUUUGAGUGGCUGCUGUGCCCGCAACAGGGCUGUGGGGCUAGGGUACUGAGGAAGGAAGCCCAGGCACAUGAACAGGUUUGCAGCCACUGGAGGCAGUUGUGCCCGAUGGGUUGUGGCACACUGCUGAACCGCACUACUCAGGCCGAGCACAACUGCUACAGAGAGCUGCAGGAGCGUUACGAGGCCCAGCGACAGACGCAGCAAAUCAUUGCCUCUGCACUGCGCAGGAAGAUGCAGCGUAUGCAAAGGCGCAUGGCCCACAUAACUCGGCAGAUCAGCCUGAUCUGUGAAAGCCUGGAGCUCAGUGAGAACCUGGAGGAUGAGGUGGAGGAGAGCCCUGGUGAGGGAACCAGCACAGGGAGAAAUUCCAGAGUCGGCCACAGCUCCAUCACACCCACCAGCUCUAGCAGCAGCUCCUAAGAAAUAUGCCCUUUAUAUUUUUUUAAUAAGAUGUUUGUUAAUGUGUAAUUUCUACCAGUAAACCCAUACUUAAAUAUACAUCAAUUGCUUGUCACAUCAGCUGUGUGUUUUUAACACUAAAUGAGUGAACUCUAACAGCUGGGCUAAGCAAUAUUAUUACACUAUGUGUUGAAGUAUGUUAAGACCAUAUAAACUAGCUAUAUU
Messenger RNA from Ictalurus punctatus (channel catfish), 1317 nucleotides. It is a transcript of the gene rnf151, whose product is annotated as ring finger protein 151. The coding region runs from base 1 to 1113 and encodes 370 amino acids. The transcript has 4 exons. NCBI's taxonomy places the organism in Eukaryota, Metazoa, Chordata, Actinopteri, Siluriformes, Ictaluridae. Gene Ontology annotation, molecular function: zinc ion binding. The record is from RefSeq and is a predicted model, not a curated record.